GGGGCGAGCUUGCUCUGUUUUGUUUGGUACUUACUUCGAACGUCAACAGAAGUGACGUCAUGCAGGAAUGCAUAGUGCACCUUUAAUGGACUGAAAUAAGCAUUUUAAUAGGUGUGAGUUUGGUGAUCAACAUGAGUAUGUUGGGGAUUUGGUUCAUCAGUUUUGUUUGAAAGUCUAAAGAUGAGUCACUCAAAAUUUUAAUGUGGCAAUGCACUUUUUUGGCUUUAAUUUAUCUUUAUAAAGUAAAUGAUGACUACACAAGUCUCGUUUUCACUAAGCAAAUCUGUGUCCACCGAAAUCUCUCGAGAAAACGACGUCUCGGUUUACGGCACAAAGGAAGUGCGUCUUCCAUUGUGCAACCACAACAGCGUCCCCCGGUUAGCGGAGAGGAGAUGCCGAACGGCGGAACAAAUGGAGUAGCUACGAAAACUGUGUCCGGCAAAACAAAAAGACCCUGGUGGUCGGACGAGGUGAGAAAGGCGAAGAGGGAGUGUGACAGAAACCGGAGUAAAACAAGAGUGAACCUCGGACAGGCAUUCACUCGGUGGAGAGAGCUCAGGAGCUCGAGAGGGCUCAAACGCGACAUUCAGUUGGCUUUAUUCCUGCUGGACAAGGAAAGUAUGCAUUCUGAAAACCCCUCACCCCCUUCACCAAAUGAAGAUGAACGGCAGACUUGUGCUGCUCCUUUUGUCCAGCCAUCUGAAAAUGGAAAGGAGUUGAGGAAAAAAGAUGCAGCUCGUCAAAGAGCAGAAAGUCGAGAUAAGUGCUCAGCAACUAAACAGUCACAAAAUAAAGUAAAUAGAGAUAUUCAAGAAGAUGAGGAUGAAGAAUUCAGCACCUCUUUAAGUGUGGGAGACGGACGUUACCUUGUGGAUUUAGGAAGCUCCUCAGAGUUCAUCGUUGAUGAAGAGUGCAUCCUCCAGCUGUUCAAGCUGUGCAGAGAAUGCAACAAACAAUGUUCAGUUAGAAAACGUGUCCAAGGACUAAAGCUAGUUGUCUACCAGGCGUGCUGUUUCUGUCAGAGCCGCUGUACAUGGACUAACCUGCCAGACACUGAUGAGGACGAUGGCGUCAUAGACGAUAGUAAUUUCCAUAUCAAUGGUAAAGAUACAGCACAUGAACAGACCAACACAGCAAUGUUACCAAGCAGUAACACUAGCUGAGAUAGUAUCAUGUCUGAAAUGACACUUCCAUCAGACAGUGGUUGCACUGGGAUUACACUGAACCAGGAAUAUGUUCCAGUUUUUGUUUAACCUGUGGUGUAGUGGACUGAGCAGCUGGACAUUUGGUUAUUCUGCUGCUUUUCACUGGAGCGUCAUCACACCACCAACGCCUCAGCAUUUUACUGAUGCCAUCACAUGUAAAGAGCCAUCUGACGCAAAUUGGAGGGUGGUUACUUCAGCUUGUGAUGGUUGUUUGUUAACGCCAUUGCUAUGGAGAAUGUGUGAUUCUGACUGGCAGGUCAGACAGGUAUGGUGAACAGUUAAAUCACCAUUAGUGGUCAAAAGUGGGGCUGUUGCAACAGAACUACACUUGUUUCAGUUAAAUGUGGGUUGUAACAGUAUGGGCCGUUCUCUUAACUUUGAAAAACUUUUUGGAAGACUCCUUCAAAGUCGUCAUCCUUGGGCUUAUUUGUAGCUCCACAAUACCCAGCUGCUUGAACAAGGGUUUGUUUUUUUUUAAGCAAUAUUGAAAUUGUUAAAAUGAAUCUCUGUUCGAUGUUAGGUUAAACUAAAGGCAUCCUUUACACCAAG
Messenger RNA from Seriola aureovittata, 1754 nucleotides. RefSeq lists its product as uncharacterized. NCBI's taxonomy places the organism in Eukaryota, Metazoa, Chordata, Actinopteri, Carangiformes, Carangidae. The transcript is spliced from 5 exons. The record is from RefSeq and is a predicted model, not a curated record. Bases 201 to 1163 code for a protein of 320 amino acids.